UUGACCUACACGAUCUCCCACCGCUCAACACCCUACACCCUCUCCCUCCCCUCGACCGCCACCCUCUCCGACCUCAAAUCCGCGCUCGCCUCUCUCACCUCAAUCCCGCCCCAAAACCAGAAGCUACUCUACAAACCCCCACAUCUCGCAAACGAUUCGGAUUUAGCUGCGAUGUUACUGGAUCGAGGCAAGAUCAUGAUGAUCGGAACCCCAGCAUCGACGGUUGCGGCCGUACAGUCACCCCCCACACGCCCACGCCCACGGACACAGAAAGCGGCGGUACGACCAUUACGACAGGCACCACCAACCCAAGCAGACAUCCAAUACACCUUCCGCACCCUCCAGCCCCUCCCUUACCUCCCAAACUCCACCCACGCCCACUCAAUCCUCUCCAAACUCGCCUCCGACCCCGCCGUCCGCGCAAUCAUGCUCCGACAUAAAUUCAGUGUCGGGGUAUUGGGAGAGUUGGAUCCAGCGACGCAUACGAACCAUGAGGGGAGGACGCUGGGGCUUAACACGAAUCGUGGUGCGAUGAUUGAGGUACGGUUGAGGACCGAUGAGGAUCGUGUGAGUGGGAGUGUGGGUGGGAGGGGGUGGAGGAGGUAUAGGGAUGUAAGGGAUGUGCUUGCGCACGAGUUGGCGCACAACGUGUAUAGGGAACAUGAUGCCAAGUUUUGGCGGCUUUGUCGACAGUUGGAGGGGGAGAUG
This is a messenger RNA of Saitoella complicata NRRL Y-17804, 708 nucleotides long. RefSeq names its product WLM-domain-containing protein. NCBI's taxonomy places the organism in Eukaryota, Fungi, Ascomycota, Saitoellomycetes, Saitoellales, Saitoellaceae. The annotation marks the transcript as partial. Gene Ontology annotation, molecular function: proteasome binding; protein binding. The record is from RefSeq and is a predicted model, not a curated record. The transcript has a single exon.